Messenger RNA from Olea europaea var. sylvestris, 604 nucleotides. Its product is annotated as polcalcin Ole e 3. The transcript has a single exon. Bases 197 to 451 code for a protein of 84 amino acids. The record is from RefSeq and is a predicted model, not a curated record. NCBI's taxonomy places the organism in Eukaryota, Viridiplantae, Streptophyta, Magnoliopsida, Lamiales, Oleaceae. Gene Ontology annotation, molecular function: calcium ion binding.
AUUAAAAAAAAAAAAAAAAAAAUUGUACCUAAAAAUAGCAAACUCCUCCCGACUCACAUGGAUUACCGUAUCCUUCAUCAAAAUCUCCUCCUUAUUAGCCAAUCUACAUCCUCCCUCAAUCCAACUUUUCUAACCAAAACUUCAAAGAGAAAAGGCAAACAACAAUUCACUGGUCAUAUCUUCAAUCCAAACCUAAAUGGCCGACGAUCCACAGGAAGUAGCCGAGCAUGAGCGAAUUUUUAAAAGAUUUGAUGCAAAUGGGGAUGGAAAAAUCUCAUCCUCGGAGCUAGGAGAAACUUUGAAGACGCUGGGUUCAGUCACUCCUGAAGAAAUUCAGCGCAUGAUGGCUGAAAUUGAUACCGAUGGUGAUGGUUUCAUUUCAUUUGAGGAAUUUACAGUUUUCGCAAGGGCCAAUAGGGGAUUAGUCAAGGACAUUGCCAAGAUAUUCUAAUUUUGUAUCCAAAAAAUGUCAUCUGGAUUUCAUUUAUAUUCAAUUUCAAUUCGAGUAGCCUGUCCAUUCUACGUGGCUAUAUCUGUUGUCGUAGUUAAACUGUAUUACAGUUUCACGUCAUCUUAUUCACAAUCUGUUUCAUGUGUUUCGCUU